AUGAAUAUAAGGUGUCAUAGGAUAAUGCUUGGGGGUUUUAGACGGUUUUACCAUGUUAAUAGUGCAGAAUAUGCUGUUGGAAACACCUUGAGGCCUUUGAUCUAUGGUCGGUGUUCCCCACAGUACAAGGUGUUGAAUUGUGCUCUUGAGAAGUAUGUUCCGUUCAAAGGCUUUAAGGAUAGUGCUAUUGUAGAUGCAGCUAACGAAUUGGGUUAUAACUCUGCGGUUUUGGCAGCUAUUGGUGCCAAUAAUUCGCCUGCUAUGUUCAACGUAUCCACAUCUGUUCAAGAACUUGUCAAGUUUCAUUUAGUAACAAAACGGUAUGGUUUGCAAGAAGACCAGGAAGGGACAAAGACUCUGGAGGAGCUUUUCUUGAAGAGGCUAGAAGCUAAUAAAUCCCUCGGUCCUCACUUGAAAGAAGUGCUUUCGAUCUUGGCUAUUCCUGGUGAUUUUCUGGUAAAUACAGGUCUUCCCGAAUUGUUCCAACUGGCCGAUGAUAUGAUCUAUUAUUCCACUGAAAAGGAUUUUAAUGACUUGGCAUGGUAUUCCAAGAGACUGGCUGUUUCAAUGGCCUAUAUUUCUACAGAAUUGUUCAUGGCUAAGGAUUCUAGUCCUAACUUCCAGGCUACAAUGGAAUUUGCUAAGGGCAGAAUAAACCAAAUCGAUGAAAUGGGUACAGCCUAUAACAACAUAGAAGAGUUUGCAUGGUUCCAACUGCUAACCACUGUUAACUUGGCAAGGUCGCAGCUUGUAAGAGGCUAG
Eremothecium cymbalariae DBVPG#7215 is the source of this 762-nucleotide messenger RNA. RefSeq names its product ubiquinone biosynthesis protein COQ9 (gene COQ9). Bases 1 to 762 code for a protein of 253 amino acids. Gene Ontology annotation, cellular component: mitochondrial inner membrane. Gene Ontology annotation, biological process: ubiquinone biosynthetic process. The transcript has a single exon. Gene Ontology annotation, molecular function: lipid binding. The record is from RefSeq and is a predicted model, not a curated record. NCBI's taxonomy places the organism in Eukaryota, Fungi, Ascomycota, Saccharomycetes, Saccharomycetales, Saccharomycetaceae.